This is a messenger RNA of Penicillium vulpinum, 1101 nucleotides long. Its product is annotated as glycoside hydrolase family 16 protein. Gene Ontology annotation, cellular component: fungal-type cell wall. Bases 1 to 1101 code for a protein of 366 amino acids. Gene Ontology annotation, molecular function: hydrolase activity, hydrolyzing O-glycosyl compounds; glycosyltransferase activity. The transcript has 2 exons. Lineage: Eukaryota; Fungi; Ascomycota; Eurotiomycetes; Eurotiales; Aspergillaceae. The record is from RefSeq and is a predicted model, not a curated record. Gene Ontology annotation, biological process: fungal-type cell wall organization; carbohydrate metabolic process.
AUGUUUUUCUCUCGCAUUGCCAUUCUAGCGGCUUUGGCUAGCUAUGCCACCGCUCAAACCUCAACUGAGUGUGACCCGACGAAGAAGGAUUGUCCUGCAGAUCCGGCCUUCGGCACCGAACACACAUGGGACUUCAACACGACCUUGGACGAAAAGCUGUGGAACAUGGCCACCGGCACCUACGAUUACGAAGACGAUGGAGCUAAGUUCACCCUCUCCAAGGAGGGAGAGUCUACUCUUCUUCAGUCCAACUUCUAUAUCUUCUUCGGAGUCGUCGAAGCCCACGUCAAGAUGGCCAAGGGCGGAGGCCUGGUCAGCAGUGUGGUCUUGGAAUCCGACGAUCUCGAUGAGAUCGAUUGGGAAUGGGUAGGAUACAACACUAGCCAGGUGCAGUCCAACUUCUUUGGCAAGGGUAACGAUACUACCUUCGAUCGCGGUGGAUUCCACGACGUGCCGAACGCAGACACAGAGUUCCACAACUACACCACAUACUGGGACCAGGAUAGACUUCAGUGGUGGAUUGACGGCCAGAUGGUUCGCGAACUCCUAUAUACCGACCCGAAAGCAUUGUACGGCGAAAACUACCCGCAGACCCCCUGCCGUGUGCAAUUCAGUCUCUGGCCCGCUGGUCAGAAGAGUGCGGCAAAGGGUACUAUCGAGUGGGCUGGUGGUCUUGUCGACUGGAAUGCUGCCCCGUUCAGUAUGACUCUUGGCAAGCUGCGUGUUAAGGAUUUCCACUCUGGCAAGGAGUACAGCUACGGAGACCGCACAGGUUCCUGGCAGAGCAUCAAGGUGUUAGAAGGAAACUCGACCGCACUGGAAGAACUGAACAAGCCCGAGGAAAAGUCUCUGUCCGAGAAGUGGGAUGAUCUCGGCCAGGGAGCCCACAUUGGAAUCUACAUUGGUGCUGCCGUUGCUGCCGCGAUUGCCAUCGCAGCCUUCCUCUUCUUCUGCCUGCGCCAGCGCCGCAAGGGCCGUCUCGAGAACGCCCUGGGCAACAACCCGACUCCUCUUAGCCGUGAUGAGAUGCAGAAUUUCCAGAGGGACUGGAGACAGAGCGAGUGGAAGCAGCACAAUGGUUACCAGCAGGUCAGCAACUAG